AUGGCGCGCCACCAGCGACAGGCGCUCGCGUGCCUUGAGACCUGGGCCGCGGAACUGGCGGAGGACGAGCAGCUGCAGGUGGUGGGCCUUCCUGCACCGGACUCCAACCUCUCCGAGGUGGCGUGGCUGGAAAGCGACUGCCCGGACAACCACCGACCCGGCGGUGCCUGCAAGGAUGCCGCGGGACUGCGACGCGCCCACGAACUCGGGGCGGAUUGGGCGGUGCUGCUGGGCGCCGACAACUACGUGCUCACCCAACACCUCCGACAAGCGCUGCAGGACUUGGAGCCCUCCAGGCCGGUGAUCUUCGCCGUCACAGGCUGCGGCCACGAGAAGUGCUCCGGGGGUUUGUGCGGCGGGGGCGGGCAGAUCUUUAGCCGCGGGGCGCUGAUGCAGAUCUUCCAGAAGAGCUUCCAGCAGGACUUCGAGGCGGCCUUGCACCUGUCCAGCGGCUGGGGAGAUGUGGCCAACUGCCGGCUGGCGAGGAAGCACAAAGUCCCCGUGAGGCAACUGGACGGCCUGCAUGCCUGGCAGACAGGAACUAGUAUCAGGAGUUGGGACCUGACCUACCACUACGUGGGUUUCGAGCAGAUGCAUCACCUGCACCAGCUGGCCCAGAAGCCCCCCCCUGUCUCCGCGCUGGAGAUUCGGGCUGAGAAGGAGGAUUACUUCCGCGACAAGCGUGCCUUUGUCGCGGAAGAGAAUCUCCGGCGGCAACGGGAUAUGUGA
Messenger RNA from Effrenium voratum, 729 nucleotides. Lineage: Eukaryota; Dinophyceae; Suessiales; Symbiodiniaceae. The record is from the annotation of a GenBank genome assembly.